Molecule: messenger RNA, 1115 nt
Organism: Tachyglossus aculeatus (Australian echidna)
Lineage: Eukaryota; Metazoa; Chordata; Mammalia; Monotremata; Tachyglossidae
Gene: DNAJC18
Product: DnaJ heat shock protein family (Hsp40) member C18
Exons: 8
Coding region: 10-1089 (359 amino acids)
Biological process (GO): cellular response to misfolded protein
Cellular component (GO): endoplasmic reticulum membrane
Molecular function (GO): Hsp70 protein binding
Source: RefSeq, a predicted model, not a curated record
GCCAAGGACAUGGCGGCCACGUUGGGGAACGGACAGCGUUGGACUGAAGCGUACCUGGAGGCACUUCGGAGGAGUCGGUAUCCGGCGGGCGACCCCGGGGAGCGGGCCGACUGCUGCGCUUGCUGGGAGUGCGUGAAGGCCAGGAAGGAAAGAGCCCUGGAGAGCGAGCGGAGGAGUCCAGCACAGUCCGGGGACGGGAGCAGGACCUACACGGAGGAGCAGCUUCGCGGGGUGCGAAGGAUUGAGCAGUGCAGAAACUACUACGAGAUCCUGGGCACUGAAAGAGACGCCAGUGACGAGGACCUGAAGAAAGCCUACCGGCGGUUAGCCCUGAAAUUCCACCCCGACAAGAACCAGGCUCCCGGAGCCACGGAAGCUUUCAAAGCCAUCGGCCACGCCUUCGCGGUGCUGAGCAAUCCCGACAGGAGACUCCGGUACGAUGGGCUCGGGAGCGAGCGAGAGCCCGUGGUCACCCCCCAGAAGAGACCCGCGCGCUGCUACGAGGAGUUCGAGGCGGACAUCACGCCCGAAGACCUCUUCAACGUGUUCUUCGAAGGGAGCUUUCCCACAGGAAAUAUCCACAUGUUUUCCAACGGCACCAAUGACGCCCACCAUUCCCGCCGGAGGCACCGCAAUGAGAGGGUGCCCACCCAGGAGGAAGAGGAGGAAGAGAAGCCUCAGAACCCCUACUCCGUGUUCAUCCAACUGCUGCCGGUUCUCGUGAUCGUCGCGAUAUCGGUGGUUACCCAGCUGGCAGCCACCACCCCCCCGUACAGCCUCUUUUACAAGGCGUCCCUGGGGCACACGGUUUCCAGGGAGACACAGACCCUGCAGGUGCCUUAUUUUGUCAAUAAGCACUUUGAAAAGACCUACGAGGGCGCAUCCCUCCACGACCUGGAGAAGACGGUCGAAAAGGAUUACAUAGAUCACGUCCAGACCAGCUGCUGGAAGGAGAAGCAGCAAAAGUCCGACCUGAGCAACCUGGCCAAACUGUACCGGGACGAGCGCCUGAAGCAGAAGGCCGAGUCGUUGAAACUCGAAAACUGCGAGAAACUGGCCCGUCUCCUCGGCGUCCCCAGGCAAGGCUGACCGUCCCCCCCCUUCCCCAGCCCCGU